CCGGGGCCGGGCGCCAUGUACACCCCCGGCGGGCCGGGGCUGCCCGGCGGGCGGCGGCGGCGGGGAGCGGCGGGCGGCGGGGCCGGCGGCGGCGGCGGCGGGGGGGGGCUGCCGAAGCAACCGGAGCGGAGCCUGGCGUCGGCGCUGCCCGGGGCGCUGUCCAUCACGGCGCUGUGCACGGCGCUGGCCGAGCCCGCCUGGCUCCGCAUCCACGGCGGCACCUGCGGCCGGCAGGAGCUGGGCGUCGCCGACGUGCUGGGCUACGUGGAGCCCGAGCUGCUGCGCGAUUACUGCAUGAACCCCCAGACCGUGCUGCUGCUCCGCGUCAUCGCCGCCUUCUGCUUCCUGGGCAUCAUCUGCAGCCUCUCGGCCUUCCUGCUGGACGUCUUCGGGCCCAAGCACCCGGCGCUGAAGAUCACUCGCCGCUACGCUUUCGCCCACAUCCUCACAGUCCUGCAGUGCGCCACCGUCAUCGGGUUCUGCUACUGGGCCUCGGAGCUGAUCCUGGCGCAGCAGCAGCAGCACAAGAAGUACCACGGCUCCCAGGUCUACGUCACCUUCGCCGUCAGCUUCUACCUGGUGGCGGGGGCCGGGGGCGCCUCCAUCCUCGCCACCGCCGCCAACCUGCUGCGCCACUACCCCACCGAGGAGGAGGAGCAGGCCCUGGAGCUGCUCUCGGAGAUGGAGGAGAACGAGCCCUACCCGGCCGAGUACGAGGUGAUCAACCAGUUCCAGCCACCCCCGGCCUACACCCCCUGAGGCCGCCGCGGCUCCGGGGCGCGGCUCCGUGCCCCCCGAAACUCGCCCUCGCCCGAGGCUGCCGGUCCCGGCUGCUUCACCGUCGGGGCACCGUGCCGGCUCUCCCGUGCGAAGGACUGGUUUUAGAGUUGGAUUUAGAGACCUGGGGGGGGGGGCGGGGGGCGCGCUCCGAAGCCGCCCCCUGUUUCAGCAACCCCCGCGGUGCGGUUUUAACCCCGCACUCCGGAGCGCCGCAGCUCCCCCGAGCCCUCCUUCACCCGCGGACCGAGGGCAGGCGGCGCCGGGACGGAGCCCGCGAGCUCGGCCCCAGCCCCGCCACGGCUGCGCCGCCGGGCACGCGCGCGUGCGAGCGUCUUUGUGCGCGUGGGGAAGGCGCCGUGGGAGAGGAGGGCUCCGCAGCACCCCCACGACGGGGGCAGGCACAGCACCGCCACCGCUCCCCUCCCGCGGCCCGUGCCCGUCGCGCCCGUUCUGCACUUUACUGGCGGGGCUCGCCGCCCGCCGGGGACGCUUCGAGGACGCCGCCGUGCCCGCGGUGAGGUUGGCAGGGGGAGGCGCGGCACCAGCUGCCGGAGGAGCUGCCCCGGGAGCGACCCGCACCCCUGCGGCACCCAGCUCCGUGCGGCACCGCUCCGGGGCUGCAAACCCAAGGGAAAACACAAAAAACAAAAAACAAAUGAAAAAAAAACCAAGGUUUUUGUACGGCGCCGGCCCCGAGAAGCAGCUCCGAGGUGGGCGCCUGCGGCUGUAGGUUUUAUGCAAGUUCCCGACCUCCGGGGAAAUCGGACUGGUCUGCUUUUCGCUCCCUUUUAGUGGUUUUUUUCUGCCCCCGCUUUUAAUUAAUUAAUUAAUUCACCGCCCCGCUCCUCCGCCGGCCCCCCAGGGACGCUGCCGGGAGCCGCAUGGUGCCGAGAGUCCCGCAGCCAAACCGAGACGGCAGCCAGCAAGGAGAGCAGCCUUGGUUUGGGGCUGUUUGGGGCAAAUCGAGCGGGGAAAGCUGCGCGGGGGGGGGACGCCAGCCCGGAAAGCCCCGGGGAGCAGCGGGGGGCUCCAGGAGGAGUUUUAGGGCAGGCACGCUGCGCGAUGCUGCUCCCCUCUUCCUGACGCUUCUCCCCCUGUUCCCUGCCACCGGCUGCUUCGUCCCGCUCGCUCCUCUUCCUCCCGCACCCCACAGCAGAUUCAGCCGCCCGCUGGGGCUCAGGAUGUGAGCGGGGUGGCUCCGUCACAGCCCCAAAACCAUCGGGGUUUUGGUCCGGGCACCGGCAGCGCGAUCUGAAGGGUUCAGCACGGCCCCGGCGCGGUUCUUCCCGUCCCUCCACCCCGCUGCUGCCCCCUCGGCCAAAAAAAAAAAAUCAGGUCUGGGGAUGUUGGGGCGUCCGGAAAAUGAUUUGGGUUUCCACCCCCCCCCCCCGGCGCCUCUAUGCAAGAGAGGGCUCGUCUGUAAAUAGUCUUGUGCAUAAACACUGUAUUUCUGUAAAAACCCCAAAAAAGGAAAAGGGCGUGACGCCCCCGCCCUACUAACAAAUGUAGCCCCAGGAGGUCGGGGCAGGACACCGGGAGGUCCCCGAGGCGUUGGGGUGGGGGGUCGGGGGGGCCACGUGUCCCCCCCUCUGUCACCAUCCCCGUGUCCCCCACGUACCGCGCCUCGGCCCCCUCCCGCGCCCCGCCCUUUUCCAGAGGAAUAAACCCGUGUACAGAG
This is a messenger RNA of Cygnus olor (mute swan), 2458 nucleotides long. It is a transcript of the gene TMEM127, whose product is annotated as transmembrane protein 127. Gene Ontology annotation, cellular component: membrane. Bases 16 to 759 code for a protein of 247 amino acids. Lineage: Eukaryota; Metazoa; Chordata; Aves; Anseriformes; Anatidae. The record is from RefSeq and is a predicted model, not a curated record. The transcript has 3 exons. Gene Ontology annotation, biological process: negative regulation of cell population proliferation; negative regulation of TOR signaling.